Acaulospora morrowiae is the source of this 249-nucleotide messenger RNA. NCBI's taxonomy places the organism in Eukaryota, Fungi, Glomeromycota, Glomeromycetes, Diversisporales, Acaulosporaceae. The record is from the annotation of a GenBank genome assembly.
AUGAGCAGUCUUCAAUCUAUUAGACGUCAAAUACCGCAGCAAUUUGUUGCUCCUCCUCUACCACAAACGCAACCAUCAGCUCAUUUGAUUUUCCAAGAAAACCAAUUAACUUUUAUUCAAGGAGACUCUUCAUUAUUCAGCGGCACUGGAUCGUCAGAUGACAAUAUAAAUGCUAUUGUUCUCACACAAUGCCAGAUCGACACUUCCAAUAGCUUAAAAGCUUCUAUUAUAGAAACAAAAAUAAUUUAA